UCGUGUACCGUAUCGCAGUUUCUCAUUAGGAGACCAUAUGAAUUUACUUUCAGUUUGACAUAAGUAUAUAUUUAGAGCCACUCCAAUGCGUCGAUUGGUAAUUCCUGCUGUUUCUGCUGUAUCCCUUGGAAUUGGAGGGGCUCUCGGAACUUUUUUCGAAAGGAAAAAGCUUCAUCAUGGUGUUUUUUCUAUGGUCCAGGCCAAACCCAAACAGCUUGACACAGUUGAUGGUCCAGGCUCUAGAAUGUCAGAAAUUAUGAGAUUUGGAUAUCCUGGUUUUGAAAAUAUUAAAGCUAAGGAUGAUUAUGUUUUGUCUUAUAACCGUCGCCUAAGAAUUGCCAACUGGGUCUGUGAGCAUUUAACUGCAAGGAAUGUCUACAAUACAGAUCUUGACAGGAGAAGAUGCGAUUUUGUAGUUGAUCCUUCAAUACAUCCCCUGUUCUCAACAACGAAUGAGGAUUACUGGGGUAGUGGAUAUGACAGGGGACACCUGGCUGCUGCAGCCAACCACAGGUCAUCGCAGAACUCUAUGUGUGCCACUUUCUUUCUAAGUAACACGAGCCCUCAAGUCGGCUCGGGAUUUAAUCGCGAUGCUUGGGAACAUCUUGAGAAAUAUUCCCGCCAUUUGGUAAAGUCAUACAAGAACGUCUAUGUUGUUACAGGACCACUCUUUCUACCAAAGGUGGAGUUAGACAAUCAGCUUUAUGUGAAGUACAAGUUGAUUGGGAAAAAACGCAUUGCAGUUCCGACGCAUUAUUUUAAAGUCAUUCUGGGAGAAACCAUGGAUGAUCAGUUAGAAAUACAGUCGUACAUAUUGCCCAAUCAGCCAAUCAGCGAGAUGACACCGUUACACAACUUCCAGGUCCCAGUUGACACGAUCGAGAAAGCUUCAGGACUAAUUUUAUUCGACAAAAUUCCGCGAAACGCUUUGAAACAGAUUCGACCGGUGCUCACCCCUAACAGCUGACAAGGAAGGCAAUAACGUGUGUGGUGAUGAUAAAUAGUUUCCAAGAUUUGACUUAUAUGGCCUGAUCUAGGCUCUCGGUUUGUAGAAGCGAGCAAAAGAGAGCGGGGGUCUAGGAAGGAGUCACGAGGAAGAUCCUCUCCCUAGUCCCCACACGUUUUUUUCCUUUAUGUUAGGUGCCUGCUACAGGCCAAGUAUGAUCAACGGGCAAACCCCAACAUGCCAUGGGCAUCUAAUGUCUCCUAAAAAUUUCAAUACAUUCUCUACAGAACAGGCUAGGAGAACAAACUAACUUGUCGGCUAAAUGGAUGAGUUCUGUUUGUCAAGUAUUGUAGAAAUCAAGUUAGCCGGACUGAGUAGAAAGUGCUCAAAAGUUCAAGUCUGGCAAAUAUUGCUGGUUGAAAUCUAAGUUUUUAACAUGGCACCUUUAUUUGUUUCUUGCCAUUGACUUUCACAAUAUUGUCGUAUUCAUAUGAAAUUUUAAAGAAAACAUUCUGAAAAUGA
This is a messenger RNA of Stylophora pistillata, 1468 nucleotides long. Its product is annotated as endonuclease G, mitochondrial. Gene Ontology annotation, molecular function: RNA endonuclease activity; metal ion binding; single-stranded DNA endonuclease activity. The record is from RefSeq and is a predicted model, not a curated record. Gene Ontology annotation, cellular component: mitochondrial inner membrane; nucleus. Gene Ontology annotation, biological process: apoptotic DNA fragmentation. NCBI's taxonomy places the organism in Eukaryota, Metazoa, Cnidaria, Anthozoa, Scleractinia, Pocilloporidae.